This is a messenger RNA of Drosophila ficusphila, 7918 nucleotides long. RefSeq lists its product as uncharacterized. Gene Ontology annotation, molecular function: phosphotyrosine residue binding. The record is from RefSeq and is a predicted model, not a curated record. NCBI's taxonomy places the organism in Eukaryota, Metazoa, Arthropoda, Insecta, Diptera, Drosophilidae.
UUUUACUUCUGUGUAUACUACCAAUACGCCAUCUUUUAAUUGUUUUCCAAACAAUUAUCGAUAAAGAAAGCAAAUACCCCCAAAAAAAUCAUGAAGAAAUUUUGGGAUAUGUUUUUAUCAAUGCACCAAAGCGGUCUCUUUUGUUGACUGGUUAAGGCUAUUAAUCGAUAAGUGUGUCCUUUGGUUGGGAAAAACUAACAACAGAUGUCGCUGUGCUGCGCAAUCAGCCUGCGAGAGAGCUCUCUUCCUUUCCGGCUCUCUCUUAGCCCGGCAAGCGAUGACUCCAAUGUUUACAUUUUAACGACCUGCUCACUCACACAGCGAAAGUAAAGCGAUUGAGCUUCGGAUGCGAGUUCUUCUUCGACUAGGACUUCGUAUCUUCGGCUCUCAGCUGCUGCUAUCGCUGCCGGCGUCGCUGCUUUUGGACAGCCGUUGCUGCUUUUACCGCUGAUUUUGGCCACAGUGGCUCCGUUAUUUGUGCGUGCGCGUUGCCAAUAAACGGGCAGCGGCCUCUGCUCUUGUGUGAUAAAAUAAUGUGGAUUCCUGUGGAUUUUCCAUUUCGAUUAACCGUACAUCGUUAACCGUUAGCCAAUUAAUCUGUGUGUUCUCCCAUUUUUUAACCGACCACAACAACAACAACUACAGCAACAAUCGAAAUAAUAACAACAACAAUGCAUAGUUCCUGCUGAGUAGCUUUUUUGUAUAAUCGAAUGAGUGUCCUUUUGUGUAUUUGUGCGAGAUCCAAGGUAAACCAGAUGAAAGCCAAUCGAGCAACAACAAUAAGAACAACAACCGCAACCGCAACUAAACACUGCCGCCUACAAACAAUAAGUUAACAACAACAAAGCGAAGAGGAGGAAAUCCCCAAGAACCCAAGAAGAAUCGGCCAAAGACGAAGAAGUGUGGCCAAAAAGAGACAGAGAAAAGCACUCAAACCUCGUAGCUAGCUUGAAUUUCCCAUAGCAGAAAGGAUAAUCCAAUUCAAAUGAAUAAAUUACUUUAAAAAAAAGUUACAAGCUAUAUUAAACGGACACCGUGCAAAAAAAAAAAAAAAAAAAAAAAAAAAGAAUUCAAUAAAUAAUAAACAAUAAGAGCAACCAGAAUAAAAACGUACGAAAACUGCCAAAUACAACAAUCUUCAACCACAACUCACAACGAUGUCAUACAUUAACCAUAUACAAAAACCAUUAACAGCAAACUCUAAAAGAUAUUAAAAGAGUAAACAAAUUUUCCAAACACAAACAACAAUCAUUUGCGAUAACAUCAAUAUCGAUUGAAAUCCAAAAACUUCAACAACGAAAGAGUUAACAAUUAGCUGUUAUAAAUCAACUACUUAAAACAUUCCAGCAAAUGCAUAAACGUAACAAUUUUGAAAAAAUCAUGUUCUUUUCAAAAAAUAAAACAAAGUGCUUACCAAAAUUAUUAACAAUAAUUCUAUCUAUAUAUUCCGGUAAAUUCAACUAAAAACACUGAAACUCGCACAAAAACUGUAACUUAAAUUACUUUUAAUCAUCAACUAUUCUAGGAACCACAAUAAAUACAAACUUUAAUUAAUGUUGUGGUUUACACAAAACGAAUGUAUCUUAGAUCUACGGCUUCCAUAAUUGUAUAGCAUACUAAACAAAAAAAUCAAAGAAAGCGUUUAUAGCUAUCGUAAAAUAAAAUACUUAUACAAGAAUCAAUUACAUUAUUGUCGGAUCACAAAUUUACACAAUUCAAAACGCACAAAUCAUUAAACCAUAAUUAAUGAAUAUUGUUGAGUCAACUUAAAAACGCACAACAACAAAUGUUAAUACUAAUAUUGAGUUUUGGCUUAAAGAAAAAGUAAAUACAUUAAUGAAACAAUUAAAUAAUAUAAUGUUUUAAAAGAAGUAUAUUCAAUUAUAAAAAUAUUAUUCAAAAACGUAUCCAAUCACCGUCAACGAACCACCAAAAGGAUUGCAGUAGAUUCUUCAGAUGGAUUGCAUGAGGCACUAACUUUAAUGGACCCUUUUUAAAAACAAUUUGGUUGUACAAAUUAAUGUAAUGGAAUCUAUAUUAAGCUAACCAAAGAUAUUCCAACAAACUUCACCAAAACCCCCGAAAUUUCAAUAACCAACGAACCACCCAGCAGAAUCUUUAAGAUGGAGCGCAUGUGGCGAAAAGUGAACCACAGUUUGCGCAACACCAACAAAUCGCAACAACAGCAAGGACCAGGUGGCGAUGGAAGCGCCGGUGGUGCCGCCAUCGGUGGCACUGCAGCCACGCCCCAAUCCACGGACACCAUCAGUUCGGCUGGCGGUUUCGGCGACGGUCAGCUGGUGGUCGCCGUCCAAGGAUUGGCCUCCGGCGGUGUGGGAUCCAUCACUGCCACCGGCGGCAGCAACGCCACCGGACGACGACUGGCGAGCAGUGGCGGCGGCUGCAACAAGUCGCUCAGCCAGCAUGUCCUGCAGACACGUACCGCUUCCUCGGAGCGCCGCAGGCGACGCAGGCGCAAGAGUCGCCCGAGACGCGGCGGCGGCAUGGGUGCGGUCACCAGUUGCGUCGGAGAUCCCGGCGGCGAUAACAUGUCCUCCUCGGGCGGCUUCUACACCCUGAAGGAGCACCAGCACUAUCGUCCCAGUCACCAUCACGGCGGAGGCGUUUCCGGCGGAGGCGGCUCCUCGAGGCGUCUCUUUGCCACUUCGGCGCCCAGCGGCACAGUGAUGAUGUACCCGAAUCCCCAGCGAGUCGCGGCACUGGCACCAUCUGGAGGAUCUGGACCCGGACAGCCCACCACUUCGGGUGGUGGUGGUGGCGGAGCAGGAGGAGGAGGUGGCGGUGGCGGUGGAGGAGGAGGAGCAGCCGGAUCCGGAUCUGGAGGACCGCCGGACAUCUCGCUGCGACAGCGGGCGGUGGCCAAGUUGCGCAUGUUCAACUUCCAUCUCAACUGGGAUCUGCACAUGACGCACUGCAAGCCCUGCGGACCCCGUCUGAGUGGCAGUGGUGGCAACAUAAUUACCCGCCGUUUGUGCCGCAAUCGUCGGCGGGAGGACAACGAACUGUACCGCUCCAACAGCUUCAAGUUCGAGCGAUUCGAGCGCAAGGAGUGUCUGGAGGAGCUUUCCAACACGUUGCAGAAGCAGAUUGCCAUCUGUGAUGAUUACAGCCUGCCCGUAGACUUUGUUAAAAAACGACCGUCCAGCUUCGAUCCGUGCCUGGCGGAGGCGAUACCAGCGAAUCCCGAGCACUGGAUUGCCCCCAGUCCGCAAACCGAGUUUCUGCCGUUCGGCGAAGCCCAACAAGCGUUGCAGCUACCAGCGGCAACAGUAGCAGCAGCAGUAGCAGCAGCAGCAGCAACAACAUCAGCAGCAGCAGCAGCAGCAGCGGCGGCAAACGCAACAGCAGCAGCAGCGGCACCGCAACUACCGCCCCCGCUGCCCGCUUCUGUGGCAACAUUGCCCAGUCAGGCGGCAACGGCAGCAGCGGCAGCAACAGCUGCUAUUUUGGCCACCCACCAACAGCAACAGCAGCAGCAGCAGCUACAGCAGCAACACCAGCAUUUGAGCAGCAGCAACAACAACAACAACGGCGGCAACACACACAGCCAACAGAAUACGCACAACAACAACAACAAUACAUUGCCAGUGGGGGCUCAGCAGCACCAUCAACACCACCAGCAACACCAGCAGCAGCAGCAGCAGCAACGUGCAACAUUGCAACACCCGCCGCUGCCGAACAGCAACAUUAAGCAGGCAUCGGUGAAGCUGAUCGAAGGAUACUCGGAUCCGAAGGAUACGCGCAAUCACAAGAAGGUCUAUCAUAAAAAGGCCAAGAAGCGAUCUGGCCCCAAUCACAAGCGCCACUUGCAACAGCAGCAAGUGCAGUUGCAGCAGCAGCAACAGCAACAUCUGCAGUCAUUGCCAACGCCAAGAACUUCCCAGCAGCAACAACAACAGCAGCAGCAGCAACAACAAUUGCAGCAACAGCGGCAUUCCACCUACAACAACAACAACGGAAACUUGAGGAAGGAUAAACGCAACAGUCAAUAUAAUUCAGACUCGUCGGCGCCAAAGUCCUCCGACGACGAGGCGGACAUAGACGAGGAGGUCGAGCAGCAGCCGCUGCCCGUGCCGCAGGUUUCCGCCCAGUCCGCUCCCCUCACAGCGGCGGGUCUCAACUCCCCGGACUCGAUAUCCGAUGACCUGGUGCGUCCGCUUCCGCCGCAACUUCAGCGCAGUCCGCGCAAACUGACCGUUGCGCCCGCGGAGCACAACAAGCGCCAGCCAUCGCCAUACUACUACUCCGAUCUUCUCAAGAGUCGCGACAAGGAUAAGGACAAAGAUAAGGACAAGGAUAAAGAUAAGGAUAAAGAUAAAGAUAAGGAUAAGGACAAGGACAAGGAGAGGGACAAGGACAGGGAGGACUUCAAGCUAAAGUGCCGCCAGUCGACGGCCAGUGAACCGCCGCAGCAAACCCAAACUCAAUUGGGUGGCUAUCGCAAGAGCUCUAGCUUGGAUGUUCCACCGGCGGAGGAGCAGCAGCAGCCGCCACAGCCACCGCCGGAAGCAGAGAGCCACGAGGAGGAGGAGGACCUCCGAACCGCACAGGAUUCGCAGUCGACUCCGAAGCGGUACAGCUUCACCGAGGAGGGAGUGCACAUCAUCCGCUGCGAGACCCCAAGCACCAGCACUUCGGAGGAGUCCGACUGCAGCGAGUGCCUCAAGCGACGCGAGUGGCACGCCCGGGCCUUGGCCCUAGUCCGCAAGACCUGUAACGUCCAGCCGCGCAACCAGAACCACAAUCAGAAUCAGAACCAGAGUCCCAAUCAGGGUCAGAAUCCCACAGGCAGUGAGCUACAGCUGCAAUUGCAGCACUGCGACGCCGGCGAGGGCGAGCUGCUCAAGUGCUGUCCACCGCCACCGGCUCCAGCGGAGAUCCAGGUCCAGGUCCAGCCGAUGCCACCGCACCGCCUGCUGGGACCAGCAGCCGUGUGCGGAGCCUGCAUCACAUCCGCUCCUGCCUCCUCCUCGCUGGCCGGCGGACGGGGCGGCGAGCCCGGCGAUGAUCUGGAGGAGGAGUACUUCCGGCCGCGCAGCAUCUUCUACGUGCAUCCGCAUGGGGUCCACGAGUGCGCCGAGUGCGCCCAGCCAGCCAGCAGCAGUCAGUCGAUCAGUCAGCCUGUCCAGCAAGUCCACUCAAUCCAGCCACAAUCGAGUGCCCAGCCCUCGGCGCUGAGCAAUCCAACGCUCGCUCUCUACGGCAACGGAGGCGACGACGACGAGGAGGAGGAGGACGACGACGGGGAGGAGGAGGAGGACGAAGUGGACGGCGACGAGGACGAGGAGGACGACUCCGAGGACAUCAUGGGCAGCCGGCGACGGCAGAUCUACGAGACGGCCUUCGACUGCAAGAUAGCCAAGUCGGAUGACGAUCUGGACGAGGUGGAUCGCAUCACCAACUGUUCGGUGUUGCUGCAACUGAGCAAUGGCAACGGCAAUUCCGCAGAUCUCAACAAGGUCACCGCCUCCGCGAAAACACGAGCGGAAUGCAAGCGGGCUAAGAACUCAAAGAACCAGGCGCUGCAGGAGCAAACCGGCGAGGCGCAUGUCCAGGUCCAUCAGGUCCAAGCGGAUCUGAGCAAGCUCCAGCUCAGCCAGGUGGAUCAGCAGAAUCAGAACAAGAGUCAGGGCGAGAAUCUUGGGGUAAUCGCCAGCGGCAGUGGAGCGGCCAGUGUUUCCAGCACCCAGCAGCUGCCCGUUCGCGGUUAUACGCCAUCGCCUCCCUCAACUGCUCCGCUGCCGAUGAAGUUCCCCGGGAAGCAUGAACGCUACCUGAACAUGAACAGCAUCCGGAGUGCACCCAAUCUGCCCGCCGCCAACCCGGCACAUCCGCGCCUCCGCGAUCUCCGCCUGCCCAUCCAAUCGAUGAGGCACCAGUGCGGCGGAGGCGGUGGUGGUGGUGGCAGCAGCAAUGACAACAGUCUCACCGACAGCGCCUAUGUGAAUCCGCCCUCAACCAACUCCAAUUCGAAUGCCGCCUCGGGUUCGGCAUCCGCUUCUGUUUCGGCAGCAGGAACGGCAGCUGCGCGAAGACCGCGCUCCUUUGUCCUGGAAUCGGGAAGAGUGCUCGAGCUGCGACGCAGUGCCCAGGGUCAUCAUCACCAUCAUCACAAUCAGUCCUCACCAGGCGGUGGUCAAUCGCAGGCGUCGCACCACCACCACCAUCACCAUCAUCACGGCGGCAGGAGGCACCGCCAGGGGCAGGGACAAGCGGGACAAGCGGGCGGUGGUGGUCACAACUACAGCAGCACGGAGAGCAUUGCCACCUCGAGCAGUGGCGGCAGCAUGGAAUCGCUGCGUUCCAGCACGAGUGAGGGCAACCGGAGCACCUCCAGUUCGGAGUCGCGCCACUCGAGUUCGCUGAGUUCGCACAGUUCGGAGAGUGGCAGUGGCGGCAGCGGGGGAUCCAGUGUGGCCUACCCCCUGCGACCGGCGCCACUGCUCCUGCACUCCAAGCUGCACAUUCUAAGUCCAAUCUCCGAUAAGUCCUCCCAGGAACCCGCCUCCGCUAGUGGAGCCUCGGAGCAAUCGCAGCAGCCGUCCCAAGCGCCAAUGGCCGCGCAGGAGGAGGACUCAAUUAGUGGCGCCCCCGGGGCGCUGCAGGUCAGUGCCUCACUGAAGCAGCCGCGCAGUCGUGCUGCCCCCAAUAAAGCUCUGCUGCAACUGGCUGAUGAGCUCUUGGGCUCGGAUAGUGGAAUAUCCUUGCACUCGCGAGAGGAGGGGAAGCCACAGGCUUUGGCGCUGCAGCGUUUGACGCUGCCCAAGUUGCAACUGAUCGGAGCCGAGGGAACGAAUUCCGCGGGCGGAAGUUCCGCCACGGGUGGCAGCACCGCCGGAGUAAGUGCCUCCGGUUCGGGAGCUGCAGUGGGAUCGGCUGGCAUUCCGCAGGAUCUGCGGGACUUACCCUUCGAUAUGCCGAAGUUGAGGCGCCGCAAGACGUUGCAACAGGAGGCGGCCUGCACGUCGGGCAGUGCCACCUCCGUGGAUCUCGGUGAGCUGCCCUUCGACAUGCCCAAGCUAAGGAGGCGUUUGAGGGCCAACCAGGCGGAGAUCAACAACCUGCUGAUGCACAGCACCGAAUCCAGCGGCAUCUCGCAGGCAUCCUCCAGUCACUCGAUGCGCGACGAUCAGAAGUUGGCCAGCAAGUUGGAUACAGCACUAUUCCGGCAAAACCUCACCCUUAACCUAAAUGAAUCGCGACAGGCGACCAAGCAGUUUGGCAGCCUCGAUCUGCGGGGUCUCAACAGCAACAAGGAGCUGAACAUGAACCUCAGCCAGGGAUACGUCACAGCCGUCGACUUGAUCGAUGUCACCAUUCCACUGGAGCGACAGGGUUGGUACCAUGGCGCCAUAACGCGAGUCGAAGCGGAGACCACGCUUCGUCCGCUGUCCGAGGGUUCCUUCCUGGUCCGCAACUGCGAGUCCACCAAGCAGGACUACUCGCUGUCACUCAAGGGCGCCAAGGGCUUCAUGCACAUGCGGAUCCAGCGGAACGAGACGGGCCAGUAUAUUUUGGGCCAGUUCAGCCGUCCCUUCGAGACGGUGCCGGAGAUGAUCCGGCACUUCUGCCUCAACCGGCUGCCAGUUCGCGGUGCCGAGCACAUGUGUCUGAUCGAGCCGGUCAUCGCCCAGCUGCUCUAGAGAAGCUCCAGCUCUGUGCUCCAAAACAAAACAAAUAUAAACGCAGAUUGAGGAGAUUGUCCGGCGGAGGAAACCAAACAGAAUAACAUAUUAAUAGCGUGUAGAGGACCUAGGAACCUAUGUGAACAUGUAUGCACUAGUUAUAUUACGCGAUAGUUGUAAAAGGAUGGUGGCAAUUUUUUCAUGUUUUUUUUUCCCUGCCUCGAGUUUUGUAUGUCGGUCUACACACUAGCAAAAAAAAAAAAAGAAGAAAA